This is a messenger RNA of Giardia duodenalis, 6231 nucleotides long. Its product is annotated as DNA-directed RNA polymerase II largest subunit RPB1. The transcript has a single exon. Bases 1 to 6231 code for a protein of 2076 amino acids. The record is from RefSeq and is a predicted model, not a curated record. Gene Ontology annotation, molecular function: DNA binding. Gene Ontology annotation, biological process: DNA-templated transcription. Lineage: Eukaryota; Fornicata; Diplomonadida; Hexamitidae. Gene Ontology annotation, cellular component: RNA polymerase II, core complex.
AUGGACAAAGAGUUUGCUUUGCGGAUUCCUUAUGGAGUCCCAAAGCGUGUUCGCUUUACUCUUUUCAGCGAGAACGAAAAGAAUUCCCUUAUUCCCAUUGUGCCAAGGGAGUCUUCAAGUGAUCAAAUGAGCAUGUUCUCGGAGCUGAACAGCACUCGCUUAGGCGUCAUCUUCCAGGAAGAAAACGAGUGCCCCACAUGCAGUGGUAAGGCUGGUGACCAGGAUCCCUCAGUUCUCUGUCCUGGUCACCUCGGUGUAGUUAAAUUUGGUUACGACAUCUUUCACCCCAUGAUAAUAGAUGACCUAGCUACUUUGAUGAAUUGCUUUUGCCCCAAUUGCUAUCACCUAAAGUUUUUUAGACUCUUCAAGGAAACAGACCGUGAGCUUGCCAUAAACGCUUUAAACAGACUCAGAGAUACUACGCCAACCCUGAACUUUCUCCCAAAAUUAGCGGAACUAUCAGCUACGAUUGCUUGCUGUGAGAGGAAUAUACUUUACAGGAAGAAGGCUUCCGGGACGUCCAGGAACGGCGUGGCGCCACAACCACUAAUCCUAGCUGUCUCUAAGAGUACAAGAGGAAGCACUGCAAGGCAAGCCAAGGAUCAAGAUCAGCUAAUGGAUGCUCACACAUGUAAGCUCCUUAUUACGCGCUACAACAAAGAUGACAUCGUCCUGUUGGGUCUGAAGAGAGACCAUAUAGAGAACUUCAUCAUUUCCUCCAUACAGGUAGGGUCCCGUGCAGUUCGUCCCUCAAUUAGGACAGAUGGGACAACAGCAGAAGAUCAAUUGACCGAAAUGUAUGUCUCCUUGUUUCGCAAUAUAAGAGAUUGCAACAAUAAUAGUCUAAACGCUGGCGGUGGCGCCACGGGUGCUAAGUCUCAAAUUGGGCCCAACGAUAUUUAUAACGCAUACAAGACUCUCAUCUCUGCCAAAGGACUCAACGCAGAUGGAGGUUCUGUGCCCACCAAGGGAAUUUUCGAGCGUCUUUCUGGAAAGUAUGGUAGAAUGAGAAGCAACUUAAUGGGAAAGCGCGUUAACUAUUGUUCACGGAGCGUUAUUACUGGUGAUCCGACUAUCAGCAUCAACGAGUUAGGGGUGCCUCGUUCUGUUGCAAGUAGGCUUACGUUCCCAGAGGUUGUUACUGCACGCAACCGUGACUUUCUUAUGAAGCUUGUUUCCAACGGCAACCGCUACCCUGGAGCCGUCAGCAAGACACUUCCCAGUGGCACCGUCCAGCUUAUAGACACUCAGGUAAUAAACUCAACUGGCUGGGGCUCUUCCACUGACGCAGACGGGCGACUGGGUGGAGAAACCACCAACGAUCCUCUUCCACUAGGAACCAUAGUUAACAGGCAUCUGCUUGAUGGUGAUUAUGUCUUGUUUAACAGGCAGCCAACCCUUCACAAGUCAUCCUUUAUGGGCCACCGUGUGAAGGUCCUUCCUUACAGCACGUAUCGAUUAAAUCUUUCGGCGACAUCCUCCUACAAUGCAGACUUUGAUGGAGACGAAAUGAACCUACAUGCCUUGCAGAGUCUAGAGGCUGUCGCAGAGAUUAGUGAGCUUUGCAUGGUGAGCAACCAGGUUGUUUCCGUCAAGGAUAACAGGCCCAUCGUCUACAUCGUUCAGGAUGUUCUCUUGGGCUGUUACUUGUUCACAGGGAAGGAUGUAACUAUUCCCUUUGCACGGGUAUGUGAGUACAUCAUGUGGAUGGGAUUUAGCAGAACCUCCGACCCUACGUAUGCACACAAACUGCAAAGAUACGACAAGGGGUCGGUGAACCAGCGAGGACACUCUUCAGCAUCUAUGUCUUACGACUUUAGUGACCACACCUCUGGCUCUUACAAUCCUGCUGAGUAUGAUUCUUCAUCGUACUUGGUGGGUAACUCUGCUACUGGUAGUGUAGUUGAUGGACGAGGAUCGUAUCUUUCUACUGGCAAUUAUGGCGCCUCUAGCGCAUCUCGAAAGGCAUAUGAGGACAAUAUCAAUAACGAUAACGGCGCAUACUUUAAACGCCCUGGAAGCAACGUGAAUACUAAUGACCAUGUUCUCCUUAAUGUUUCCCAGCCCGCCAUUUGCUAUCCAGAAGCACGGUGGACUGGUAAACAAGUGUUCUCUAUGUUUGUACCUAGAGGUGUGUUUUACCGCUCUGGAGAUCCCAAAGACAUAUCCGCACAUGCAGACAAAUACAUUUCUUUUCUGGAUGGCAGUGUUAUGUGUGGUCGCAUAGCAUCAUCUGUCGUAGGAGGAACUGAAAGUGCACUAAUCCACAUCCUCUUUAGGGAUUAUGGCAUUGAGCCAUGCAGAGCGUUCAUCGAUAAUUGUCAGCGUGUUGUGUGUCGGUUUAUGCUGGACCAUGGGUUCUCUGUUGGAAUGGGAGAUAUGGUGUCGUCAGAACACACUGAGAGGAAAGUCGCUGAGAUUCAGACCAAGCUUUCAAAAGACAUCAGUGAGCUGUUUAAACUAUCUAUUCAUUACAAAAUUAAGCUGGCCCCAGGACAGUCCCGAAAUGAUGCAUUUGAGCAAGAGGUCAUUUCAAAGGUGUCUGGCACUUCUCUUGCCUUGGAGAAGGUAAUUACCGAUGCGGCUCCUCAUAGAAAUGCGCUUCUGGUUAUGAUAAACGCUGGGUCGAAGGGGAAGAAAUUCAAUAUGAUGCAAAUCUCAUCGUCAUUGGGCCAACAGUUUCUCCAAAGCAAGCGCAUGCCGCAUAGGUUCGAGACCCACAGGUCUCUCCCCUGCUACAGUCCUUUCAGCAGUUUAAACAUGGAGAGCCGGGGCUACAUUUUCAACUCAUUCAUCAGGGGGCUAAAUCCAGCAGAGUUUUAUUUCCAUGCUGUGGGUGGACGUGAAGGAGUGUGUGACACUGCGGUCAAAACAGCUGAUAGCGGAUAUGUUGAAAGAAAGCUCCUAAAGGUAAUGGAGUCUGUUUGUUAUCGUUAUGACAACUCUGUCCGCAAUGACUCCAACGAGAUUAUUUCAUUCCGAUAUGGAGACGACGGGAUAGAUCCGCACAAAUCAGAAAGCCGCGAAUUCAAGGACUUCUCCAUAAGUGACAUGGACUUCUUGCGUGCUCACUAUAUUGAUUGGUCGCAGAUAGUCGAUUUUCAGAACACUGAGAUGGAUGAGAGCACCGAUUUCUACGCUACUUUAGUUCGGGAAAAAUUCGCGGUUAUCAUUGCCAAGCUCCGUGAUACUCCCGAGCAAUUCGCUCAUCUCUGCGAUGGAGUUUCAUUCUACGAGGUAUGUGACGACGAAUUAAGAGCUAAAGGGUUCGACAAUCUAGUCCUGGAUAAUAACCUGGUUUCCUUUACUGAAUUAUCGUCAUAUCUACAGAACCAUUAUGCGCUAUUUAUGGAUGCAGAAAGCUCACCUGGGUAUGUUCCUGAAAACAUAGACGACUCUUGGCUGGAUAUUGGGGUAAAAUCAUCACUUGUGCUAGAACGAGACUUUGCGAUUAGCACUAUACUUGUCGAAUACAUUGUCCUCUUGUUGGAGAGGAUCUGGCUCCAGCGCUCUAGAAUUACCCUAGACACAGAUGUCAAGAAAUUCACCUUUGGGAUGAAUCUGGACAGAAUAAUUCAAUCAGAGAUCCAAGCAGGCUCUAUCAACAAGGUUAGUAGAUUGAUCCGAGAGUCUGCGUGGAGAUGCUAUCUCAAGCCCUUUGAGGCUAUAGAAAAGGUGAACAAGCUCCUCUCUAGGAUAAAGUCCUUUCGGCCGAAAGAAUCUACUCUAUUCCGAGUCAUUCUGCGGCAAUGCUUGUCUUCAAAGUCAUGCUGUUAUAAAUACCGUCUUACCAGUGAGCAACUGGAUAGAAUUCUUGCAACCAUUGAGGAAAAGUUUGUUAGAGGCCAAGUUUCUCCAGGAGAACCUGUUGGGCCACUGGCUGGACACUCUGUCUCCGAGCCCGCUACACAACUUACUCUCAACACGUUCCAUACAGCAGGAACCUCCGCACUCGGAGGCCUUGGGCUUCCUCGCCUCAAGGAGCUCAUCGACUUCCGAAAUCCAAAGAUUUCCGUCAGCACCAUAUAUCUUAACAUUUCUAACCAGGACCCUGCCAAUGCUGGUGUGGAUACUCGGUGUACUAGCCAUUCUCCGAUGCUUUUCAACCGUCCUGUGGCUCCUCGUCCCAACAGCUACAAUAUCGCAUCAGCCGAGGAGGCUACCGGGAGAAACAUCCGACAAUCUAAGGCGUGGAUGAACUUGGCUGCGAAAAUAGAACAUACAACAUUCAACUAUUAUAUAGAUGACUACAAACUUAUUUUUGAUCCAUUUGAUGAGCUCACCUGUGUUGCGGACGACAGGGAAUGGCUCCACCUAGAAUCGGAAAUAGGGCAUUUACAACAGCAAGUCUAUGGAGAGCGUCCAAACGAAGCUGUUCGCUUCUACUCUCCGUUUGUUCUCCGAUAUGAAAUAGGACUGAAACAGAUGCAGCAGAAGAUCGAAGCUGGGAUUACCAUUCAGACACUUGUGAGUAGGUUGAUACUGAUGCUGCAACAAAUAUACACAUCAAGAGCGGGUCGCCCAAAGUCUGAAGACGACGAUGAGGACGAUGAAGAUGACAUUAACAUUAAGCAAAAAGCCAUGAUUGGCCGUGAAAUGCCAAUAAUAAAUUACUAUACCGGCUUGGGCAAAACUGUUAUACGAGUUAGACCCAGCCUCACUGAGGAUGAGUAUAACGCCGUCAAGGGGAGCGCCAUUGGUAGUGGGGCGCCAGACAUGGAAAAGAGCAGAUUGCUAGCGGAGCGAUAUGAUGGCGUUGAUGCAUUUCUCAGGAAUGUUCACAUAUCGGGCAAUGAGUCAAUCAGAAAGGUUUUCAUGGCGUCGUCCAAUCCGCUGGUUCAUUAUGGUUAUGAUGGCUUCACAUCUAACGUAGACGUCUUCUCUCAGGGCUCCAGUGACGGGCUCUCUAUGCACAAAAUGUCAGAAGGAGAUCUAAGCAAGAUAGGUUCGAUAGGGAAAUUUACUCAACCCAACAGCGAUAUUAGCGAGCUCUAUUUACAGACAGACGGUUCUGAUCUCCUUUGGAUUUUGACGCAGCCAGAGGUGGACUUUACCAGGACGUGGACUACAAACGUGCGAGAGAUCUAUGAAAUCUUGGGAAUAGAAGCAGCACGAGCCUUAUUUAUAAAACAGAUCAGAGCGACCCUUGACAAGGUAGACCUCAAUAUUCACCACUACUUAAUUUUGGCCGAUAUUAUGUCCUCGCGGCCCCAAAAUAACAAGAUGAUAUCUAUAAAUCGAUAUGGUAUGCAAGCAACCAAUACUGGUGUGCUGGCACAAGCUACCUUCGAGCGCCCCGGGGCAACCGUCCUCAAGGCAGCUGCGUUUGGUGUUGUGGAUCCUCUCAAGUCUGUCUCUUCUUGUGUUGUUAUGGGGAAGCAAGGUGACUUUGGAACUGGUUGUUUUGAUCUUCUGCUCAAUUGUGCAGAACUUCCAAGUAUUAACGAGGAUGAACUUUUCCCGAACUCCUAUUAUCUUAAGGUCCAUAAUGCGACUACAGAAGUCAGGCCCACAGCCGGAGCAGAAGAAACACCAGUCGAUAGCAUGGGAAUGCCGUUUUCAACAACCUUUAUCUCUCCAACUGCCACUGCAAUGGUGACACCAACUUCCACGUACACUUCACACUCAUCUGUAAGGAGUGUCGUGUCUGCAGGUGGACGUGUGGAUGCUAAUAUGAAUCCACUAUUCAGCCCUGGGUGCAACCGCUCAAGACAAGCCGAAAACGCUUCACGUAUUUUCUCAAGCUACACGGCCAAUACCUUGACUUCAGCAAAGUCCAGUCUUCCCACACAGCUAACCAUCACUAGUAGGUCCCGAGGACUGAGUAACAUCGUUGACGGCAGGGACUCUAGAAUAGCAUCCAUUACAAGUGCAGUUAAUAGCAAGAUGAGUGCAUUCUCUAUGACUUCUUGUAACAGCAUCAACAGCUUCCGUUCAGCACUGGCAUCUAAGGCAAGCACGCAUAGCAAUCAAUAUGAUACGUCCGAUCUUGUUGAUGUGAAAGGAGCAGGUAGAUAUGGAAUCUUUACCCACUCCACUAAUAUGAGCUAUGAGAACACAGCUGCUUCUAUUCGAAAUAGUGGAGGAAUGUUUGCCAGUAGAUCCGGAAGCGCAUCCUCUGUGCGCUCGCAAAGCGCAACAAACAUUGAUGCCAGUGCUGCAGACUCAGGUCAAAGUGGAGAGCUUCGAGACAAUCAUGAGGACGAUAACAACGAUUAUGCUGAGUGGUGA